Molecule: messenger RNA, 1329 nt
Organism: Carya illinoinensis
Lineage: Eukaryota; Viridiplantae; Streptophyta; Magnoliopsida; Fagales; Juglandaceae
Exons: 8
Coding region: 1-1116 (371 amino acids)
Source: RefSeq, a predicted model, not a curated record
AUGGUAAUUUCGAAGGGGAGUUACGAGAGGCUUAGGUUGGCCAUGGAGAAGUUCAUGGAGGUCAAUGGAGUUGAUGGUAGUGGUUGGUGGCCGUGGGUGGCAACGUAUAGAGGAGAUCGGCCAACUUUGAGGAAAAUAGGAUAUGGGAGAGUGAGGGAGAGUGGGGGAAGGUGGAGCUGUUUAUUCGAUGAAGUUGUUUUGGAGAUCCAAACUUCUGAUUCUAGUGCUCUUUUCGAAGUCGCAAAUCGGUUUGAAAAGCUUUAUGGUGGAAAGGUGUAUGUGGGGCUUCGAAUACCAGACGCCGACACCGGUUCACGACAGAAUGUCGACAUGGCUCUUGUUACCGAAGGGGACGCAGUGGUGAUAUCUGUUAAGAAUUUAUCUGGAACUGUAUCCUCUGGAAUUGUAUCCUUGAAAUCCGGUAGCUGGAAUUGUGAAAGCGGCAAUAAGCACCAAACAGAGCGUCUUCCUGAUCCUGUGAUGGAGACUAAAAAACAAGCUUCAAUUCUUGAAUCAUAUCUUGAACAGAGAGGAGUUGCUUUACCAGAAGGAUAUUUUUCCUGCAAAGUUGUACUGCCUAAUCCGAACCUCCGUUACGUUAUUUUUACUUGUAUCAUCCCUUCAAGCGAUUUUCCCUUCGACGUCAUCACUUACAACCAGUGGGUACAACAGAAACCAGAACCUAACAGUAUGUUUUCUGGUCGGUUGAAUGGUGCCUCUCGCGGUGGUAAAAAAGAGAUGCCAGAAUCUUUACAUCAGAAGCUUAAUUUCAUCCUUCGCACAGCUCCAAUGUGGGAUAGGUUGGAGCUUGAAGGCAACAAAUAUGUCCUAGGGGAAUUUCUGGAAUUCAAGGGGGAGCUGGCGGACAUCUGGGCUUUGAAAAAUAUUAAAAGAUCAAAAGUCAGUCACCUGAUCAUCAAAAAUAUAAGCUUGUUUGGAUCAACCCUCCAAGUUUUGUACUCGCCUCGGGAUUAUAGGAGUGAAGGGACUUCAGAUUCCGAGUGGAAGAAAGUUACUGUAAGAUCGAGUACUGAGGUUUUCUUUCGGCUUGAGAAUUCAACCAAAGUCCGCAAAUCCAAGCUCUCUUCCAUCAUCUCCUUGUCGCUGACUGCUUAAAGCCUCUGCUGAUUAAUCCAGGUCGGGAAAGUUGACUUUAUUACGCUACCCUUGAAUUUCUAUUUUCUUGUAAAUUCUUAGUUAUGGUUUAUGCUAUGAACGUAUAUGGUGUUGUAUAUAUUGCAGUGAAGAUGGAAUUUAAGGUGCAUUGGUCAUUCGGGAUAGAAAUUUUAAAGAAUGGAAAUGAAUGAACAAGUUGGAGUGUUUGGUGCA